AGGAGCUGCUGGGCAUAGAUAAAGUCCAGUGAGCAAAGGGCACUUGUUGGGUCUCCAGGACAAGCUCCUGCUCCAAGGACAGCAGCGGAGGACAGAGGAGGCCACAGGGGACCAGGCAGCUGGCAGGAUGCCUCCUCCUGGCCUCUCCCUGGCCGUCCUGCUCGGGCUGCUGGGGGCCUCCCUGGCCUUUGAGAACAGGACGAGGUUCUGCCAGCCGGCUCCACCAUGGCAAGUGGGCGGAGGCAGAGCCCCCAUGGAGGAAGCCCUGGGCAAUGUGACCGUGGUGGCCCUCCUGAAGGCCAGCUGACAUUUCUGUCUCAAGCAAGCUGCCAGCAUGGGCAGCUUGCAGGAGCGCCUGGCCAGAAUGGGCGCUCCGGACGUCCGUUUCAUCAUAGUCAACGAGAAGUCGCCCCAGUCCCGGGCCCUGCACGGGGAGCUGGAACUCCACGCCCCGCCGGGCGUCCCCGUCUACGGCCAACCGGAGCUCGGCCCUGACAUCUGGAGCAUCCUGGGUGGGGCCAAGGAUGACUUCCUCGUCUAUGACCGCUGUGGCCGCCUGACCUUCCACAUCCGGCUGCCCUUUAGCUUCCUGCACUUCCCCUACGUGGAGUCGGCCAUUCGUUUCACCCACCGGCAGGACAGUUGUGGAAACUGUUCUUUCUACCCUGCCCAGGUGAACAGCACGGACGAGAGGAAGGGGGAGUCCAAGCAUUCCCCCGGCCUAGAAGGCGAAGGGCAGGAGCCCCUGGGCGAGAAGCCCGACAGCCGCGGGCUGACUCUGGGGUCUAGCGCCCCCACGGCCCACGCCCACGAUCCCGUCCACGGAGGCAUGGAGAAGCCGUCCCCCAGCCUUCCUUCCCCCGCUCUAGAGCCAUCCCUCCACGAGGGGGAGGCCCCCGGCUAAGCCUCGGGGCUGACCCCUCCCCAGCCUCGGAGGACAAAGUCCGCUGCUGUGGUCCACGUGCCGCUGCCCCUCCCUCCCUCCAAGAAUGACGCCCACAGUGAAACCCAGAGAACUGGUCCCUGUGGGCUGAUGCCCCAGAGGGGAGGAGAGGCGGAGGCUCCGUGGUCCAUAGCCAGCCCCGCUGACCCUCGGAGGGGGUGGGAGGCUCGAGGAAAUGACCAAUAAACUUCCGUCCCUGA
Monodelphis domestica (gray short-tailed opossum) is the source of this 1143-nucleotide messenger RNA. Its product is annotated as selenoprotein Pb-like. Lineage: Eukaryota; Metazoa; Chordata; Mammalia; Didelphimorphia; Didelphidae. Gene Ontology annotation, biological process: selenium compound metabolic process. Gene Ontology annotation, cellular component: extracellular region. Gene Ontology annotation, molecular function: selenium binding. The record is from RefSeq and is a predicted model, not a curated record.